AUGUGGGGUUUUUUGUGUUCUUCAUUCUUUCCACACAGAUUUGGAAAUGAUGUGCAGCACUUCAAGGUGCUUAGAGAUGGGGCUGGCAAGUAUUUCCUUUGGGUGGUGAAGUUCAAUUCUUUGAACGAGCUGGUAGAUUAUCACAGAUCCACAUCUGUCUCCAGGAACCAGCAAAUAUUUCUCCGGGACAUUGAACAAGUGCCACAGCAACCAACGUACGUUCAGGCCCUGUUUGAUUUUGAUCCCCAGGAGGAAGGAGAGCUGGGCUUCCGCCGCGGAGACUUUAUCCAAGUCCUUGACAAUUCUGACCCCAACUGGUGGAAGGGAGCCUGCCAUGGACAGACGGGCAUGUUUCCACGCAACUAUGUGACCCCAGUGAACCGGAACAUCUAGAGAUAAAUAUUAGAGAUUAUUUAAAGAAACCAGAGAAACAGUAAAUACACAUACAGAGCCUAACUGCAGCCAGUGACCUAAAAUCGCACGGCGAUAAAACCUGAGUCACCUUUCACCGGGAGGUGAUCUUCCUUCACUCAGUACGGAACUUCAGGGGCGGGGCAGGGGAAGAGUUCAACUUACACACCAAAACUUAUCUUUAA
Antrostomus carolinensis (chuck-will's-widow) is the source of this 596-nucleotide messenger RNA. It is a transcript of the gene GRB2, whose product is annotated as growth factor receptor bound protein 2. Lineage: Eukaryota; Metazoa; Chordata; Aves; Caprimulgiformes; Caprimulgidae. The transcript has 2 exons. The record is from RefSeq and is a predicted model, not a curated record. Bases 1 to 393 code for a protein of 130 amino acids. Gene Ontology annotation, molecular function: protein binding.